Messenger RNA from Diaporthe citri, 1134 nucleotides. RefSeq lists its product as uncharacterized. The transcript is spliced from 6 exons. Bases 1 to 1134 code for a protein of 377 amino acids. Lineage: Eukaryota; Fungi; Ascomycota; Sordariomycetes; Diaporthales; Diaporthaceae. The record is from RefSeq and is a predicted model, not a curated record.
AUGUCGAACGCGUCCUCGAUAUUCGACUUGCUGGGUCAAGUCGACAACCUCAGCGAGCCGGUUCCGACGUUGAACCAGCGGCCGGUUGCGUUUGGUCUGCUGAUAUCAUUUCUCGCCGUGUCAUAUAUCUGUGCGAUUUCACGAUUAUACGUCCGGUUCCGAGUCACCAAAUGUCCAGGCUGGGAUGACUUGCUGGUUUUCCUAUCAAUGAUAGCCAGCCUCGCGCUGACUCUUUCGGUAUUACUCUGUUUCGAUCGAGGGCUAGGGAAGCAUUUCAUCACCUUCGUCUCUGACCAGUCUAGACUGGUCGACUUCACCAAGAACUCAUAUGUAAUGCACGCGUGCUACCCGACGGCGACGGCGCUCAUCAAGCUCGCCAUCCUCUUCCAGUACCUCCGACUCUUCGACGAGACGAAAUCCAUCCUGCGGCAGACGACCUUCGUCAUGAUCGGCAUCGUGUCGCUGUGGGGGCUCGCCUUCUCCUUCAUAAGCUGGUUCCCCGCCUUCCCGGUGUCGGCCGGGUGGGACUUCAACGACACGUCCGGCGUCAGGUACGGGUUCGGCAGCCUGGACCCGAGCAGCGUCGUGGCCGCCUCCCUCGCGCAGACGUCGACGAACAUGGUCCUCGACCUGAUCGUCUUGGCCAUCCCGGUGUCGUACUAUCUGCAGCCGAAACUGAAUUGGAAGUCUCAGGCCAGCCUGAUGGUGUUGUUUUCUCUUGGCUCAGUUGUAAAUGUCCUUUCUCUGUUCCGACUCAUCAGCAUCGUCGAUACCAGAGCUGGAAUCUUCCCGACUUACGACCCGAGCUGGUACGGUUGCGGCGCGAUCGUGUUAGCCGCUUUGGAGGUCAGCCUUGCGACAGUCUGCGCUUCUUUGCCGGUAUUUUGGCCCGUCAUGAAGUUCAAUUGGGGAGCUAUAUUCGUCACCUACGAAGUAUCAGUCACGCGCGAGGAGAAUUACCUCGCGCUCGAUGAGGCUCAAGCGCCACGGGACAGGAUCGACCCGUGGAACGCGCAUCUGAAAGGGCCAUACGUGCAUGAUAUUGAGAUGGGGGAUAUGGCACACCGGAAGGACGUCGAUUGGAGCGAGGGGUCCUCAGUGGCGGACUCAGGGUUACAGAAGGUCAAGCAUUAA